ACUUUUUGAUUCAAAAUAUUCUUCUUGGAUUGCAUUUACUGGGGAAGUAAUCAUCCAAUUUCCUUAUUUUCCAACCUCAAUCAUGCCAUUUUUUCUUCCUUUGUAAACUCAACAACCUAGACUCUGUCGCCAACUAAUAAGCUUCCGAUCAACUCUCCGCCCGGAAAAAUGCCGGCAUUUGAUGAAUUCAGGCCACUCGACGAGAAAUCACUGGUAGAGUACAUUAAAGCAACCCCUAAUCUUUCUUCUUUGCUGGGUGUCUCCGAUAAUUAUCAGAUCAAAGAAGUUGGCGAUGGCAACCUUAAUUUUGUCUAUAUUGUUGUCUCCUCUUCUGCUUCUCUUGUCAUCAAGCAGGCUCUGCCGUACAUACGUUGCAUUGGGGAAUCAUGGCCAAUGACUAAAGACCGAGCAUAUUAUGAGGCUAAGGCGUUAAAGGAACAUGGUCGAUUGUGCCCUGCUCAUGUCCCGGAGGUUUAUCAUUUUGAUCGUAACAUGUCUUUGAUUGGCAUGCGCUAUUUGGAACCUCCACACAUUAUUCUGAGGAAGGGUUUGAUUGCUGGAGUUGAAUAUCCAUUGCUUGCAGAACACAUGGCGGAAUACAUGUCAAAGACAUUGUUUUAUACCUCUCUUCUUUAUACUACCACAAUGGAGCAUAAACGUGAAGUUGCUGAAUUCUGUGGAAAUGUGGAGUUAUGCCGGCAUACUGGACAGGUUGUAUUCUCUGAUCCCUAUAAAGUAUCAGAGUAUAACCAUUGGACAUCUCCUCACCUUGAUCAUGAUGCUGAGGCAGUCCGUGAGGAUAACGUUCUGAAGCUUGAAGUAGCUCAGUUGAAAUCCAAGUUCUAUGAAAGGGCACAAGCCCUUAUUCAUGGAGAUUUACACACUAGUUCUGUCAUGGUUACACAGGAUUCGACUCAGGUGAUUGAUCCGGAAUUUUCUUUCUACGGGCCAAUGGGGUUUGAUAUAGGAGCCUUUCUGGGAAAUCUUAUUUUGACCUUCUUUGCACAAGAUGGACAUUCAAAUCAAGAAAAUGACCGAAAGUCUUACAAGAAAUGGAUCCUCAAAACUCUUGGGGAGACUUGGAAUCUAUUCCACAAUAAAUUUAUCGCAUUAUGGAAUGAAAAUAAGGAUGGUCCGAGUGAGGCAUAUCUUCCACUUAUUUAUAAUAAUCCUGAUGUUUGGAGACUCGUACAGACAAACUUUAUGCAAGAGCUGUUCCAUGAUUCUCUUGGAUUUGGAUCCGCCAAGAUGAUUAGGAGAAUUGUUGGGGUGGUACAUGUGGAGGACACGGAGUCAAUAGCAGACAUUUCCAAACGAGCUGAUUGUGAGAGGAAGGCACUCAACUUUGCAAAAAUGCUCAUGAAAGAGAGGAGAAAGUUUGUGUCCAUUGAAGAAGUAAUCUCUAUCAUUGAACAUGUUGCUUCAUAAGGCUUUCUGAUGCUGAUGUUUCAUAAUUCAGCAAGUUGGUUAAAGUGGUUUGGUGGACCAAAUAUUAAUAGCCUUGGAUAAUGAUAUGCAUACAAAUAAGUUGAUUAUAUUGUACCUAGUAGAGUAAGUAUUUAUUGUAUGAAAUGAAUAAUCCUUUUAUCAAUACAACAUUGAGAUUUUGGAGUACAAGCCUA
Chenopodium quinoa (quinoa) is the source of this 1622-nucleotide messenger RNA. RefSeq names its product methylthioribose kinase-like. NCBI's taxonomy places the organism in Eukaryota, Viridiplantae, Streptophyta, Magnoliopsida, Caryophyllales, Amaranthaceae. The coding region runs from base 169 to 1428 and encodes 419 amino acids. Gene Ontology annotation, molecular function: S-methyl-5-thioribose kinase activity. The record is from RefSeq and is a predicted model, not a curated record. The transcript is spliced from 6 exons.